Molecule: messenger RNA, 903 nt
Organism: Talaromyces stipitatus ATCC 10500
Lineage: Eukaryota; Fungi; Ascomycota; Eurotiomycetes; Eurotiales; Trichocomaceae
Exons: 4
Coding region: 1-903 (300 amino acids)
Source: RefSeq, a predicted model, not a curated record
AUGAGCGACGCUCUUAGUGAUCCUGCAAUGAAUUUUGAGAUGUUGGUAUCAAGACUCCGUGCCAGGGCCGCUGUGGUCCAAGGAAAGGAGUUAGCUAGUCAAUAUCUAACCCAAGCCGCACAAACUAGAAUAAUCGACAAACCCCACGUCAAGGAUAUCGACGCCAGGGACGUGAUAAUCAUAAUUCCCGCCAAUAAGGAGCGCUGCAGAGCGAGAGAGCAGUUUAAUGAUUAUCAACGUAUAGAUAGUAGAUGCUCCACUUCUGACCGCACAUAUCACGCCUUUGUCAUGGACUUUGAAAAGGGCUAUAUAAUUGAGUCAGAUAGUGAGGAGAAUAACAUUGAAGAAGAAGACAACAUUGAGGACGAUGCUACUGUGUAUUUUAUAAUUAACAAACUGCAAGAUCAUUCCUUUAUCCAUUGGAUAAGUGGAUACCACGACGAUAUCGAUCAGGAAGGAUUCCACCACAAAUUGGAGGUAAGAGAGCUUGAUCAAUCAGAGCGCAAGGAUGGCCUCCUAGAACCUACUUCUCAAUUUGUACUUGAACACCAUGAAGGCAAGAUUUUCCAAGGAAUUCUUCCAGAUACUGGAGCAGCAAAGGUAUCAACUGUUGGCCGACGUCAACUUGCUGCCUUGCAGAGAAGCUAUCUAGAGAUUACCGUCAAUAGGACCCGUGGAGACGUAUGGGUCCUAAUUAUUAGAAAGCAAGGCCACCCAUGGUUUUUCCUUGAUAAGAAGCAGGCGCUAGUAACAUUUCUCACAGAGAUUGAGAUAAGACGACUUCACUAUUGGUUUGGCCAUCCUGCGGUUAACUACUUGCACAAGCUUUUAAAACGAGCAGGCCAUAAUGAUAUAGAUUACAACAAUCUUGCAGAAAUUGAGAAGUUUUACCAUCACUGCUAA